AUGGCCAACCCCUCACCCGAACCCCACGAAGUUAUGCUCAACGCACCAACCACACCAGUCGCGCAGAACCCGGCCUCGAGCCAAGCAGAGAAGAAACUGGCCAUGUCUCUCCUCUACCGCCGCAUCAUCGUCCUGCUCGUCGUCCUCUUCGCUGCAGCUUCCCGUGGCGAUCCAGCCGGUGGCGCAUACGACCGCACGACGUGCCAGCUCGAGCCUUCCACCUGCGGCGAUCUCACUGUCCGGUACCCGUUCCAUCUUUACAGCGGAACAGAUGAGGCAGUGCCGGAGCACGCGUCGCACUGCGGCUACCCCGGCCUGGCCAUCAUCUGCGACGACGACAGGCCCAUCCUCCGCCUCGGCAGGGACGACUACAUGGUCUCGAAUAUCAACUACACCAGCCUCACCGUCUCCCUCGCCGACGCCGACGCCCUCGGCGACGACACCUGCCCCAUGGUCGAUCACAACGUCACGGUCCCGAAGCAGUUCCAUCUGCCCACCUCCACCAUCGCUUACCUCUUCUUCUUCGUCAACUGCACCUUCCUGCCGGAAGCCGAUUUCGCUACAUCACGCAAGCCGCCGAGCAUCAAGCCAGUCACCUGCGGGAGCUCUGGACAAGAGCCUGCCAUGUCCUUCGUGCUGCCGGAACGCGAGAUCCCUCCCAAGGACUGGUGGCAGGCAUGCCGGUCAGUCUACGCAGCCCCCGUGCUCAAGGACGCCCUCCCCGCCGACGCAAAGGACCCUGGAUGGAGAGAGGGCGGGUACGCGAAGGCUCUCCGCGGCGGGUUCCAGGUGGGCUCCGGCCCGUGCGGCCAGUGCGAGCAGUCCCGCGGCAAGUGCGGCUACAACCGCACCGGCGGGCUCCUGGGCUGCUUCUGCGCCGAUGGCGCCCUGGUGGUGGGCAACGCCGCCGGCUGCAGCAAGAUAUCUGACACCACCGCGCCGCUGCCCGCAGGUCAUCAUUACUCGAAGAAAAGAAUGAGAAUAUAUACAAUAGCAGGCAGCUCAAUAUGCCUACUCUUCUUUGCAUUCUGGUUGGGGUACAAGAAGUACAGAUCCAAAGGGAAAUCAAAGGAGACAGCAAGGAUUGAGUCCUUCCUACAAAAGAAUGGAACGGUCCAUCCGAAAAGGUACACUUACGCACAAGUGAAAAGAAUGACGAGAUCUUUUGCUGAAAAGCUAGGUCAAGGUGGAUUUGGUGCUGUUUACAGAGGCGACCUCUCUGAUGGUCGUCAGAUAGCAGUGAAGAUGCUAAAGGACUUCAAGACUGAUGGCGAGGAUUUCAUCAAUGAGUUGGCUAGCAUUAGUAGAACUUCUCAUGUCAACGUCGUUACUCUCUUAGGAUUUUGCUUGGAAGGAUCCAAAAGGGCACUAAUUUAUGAUUACAUGCCUAAUGGUUCACUUGAAAGGUAUGCUUUCAAAGAUGGCUCUCAAGGUGGAAAUAUUUUAGGUUGGGAGAAAUUAUUUGAAAUAGCAGUGGGAAUUGCUCGAGGACUCGAAUAUCUCCACAGAGGAUGCAACACUCGCAUAGUGCAUUUUGAUAUCAAGCCCCACAACAUUCUGUUGGAUCAAAAUUUCUGCCCAAAGAUCUCUGAUUUCGGACUGGCCAAGCUGUGCCUCAAUAAAGAAAGUGUCAUCUCCAUUGGUGGUGCAAGAGGAACAAUAGGCUAUAUUGCCCCGGAGGUUUAUUCGAAGCAAUUUGGAGCAGUAAGCAGCAAGUCUGAUGUGUACAGCUAUGGAAUGAUGGUUCUUGAGAUGGUUGGGGCAAGGGACAAGAACAUCAGUCCAAAUACUGAAUCUAGCAGCCAAUACUUCCCGCAGUGGAUUUAUGAACACUUGGAUGAAUAUUGUAUCAGUGCUUCUGAGAUUAACGGAGAGAUCACGGAGGUUGUGAGGAAGAUGAUAGUGGUUGGGCUGUGGUGCAUUCAGUUAAGUUCUGCAGAUCGUCCAACAAUGACUAGAGUCGUCGAGAUGCUUGAAGGGAGCACAACCGGCCUUGAAUUGCCACCGAAAGUGCUCUUGAGUUGA
Triticum turgidum subsp. durum (durum wheat) is the source of this 2025-nucleotide messenger RNA. NCBI's taxonomy places the organism in Eukaryota, Viridiplantae, Streptophyta, Magnoliopsida, Poales, Poaceae. The record is from the annotation of a GenBank genome assembly.